UUUAACCUUUACACGUACCCUCCCUUAAAAAUUCUCGUCUUUAAAUUUGGCCGUCCUUUCUCCACACCCAUCACAAUUUUCAUUUUCUCCAAUUCUCUCUUUAUUAAUUACUUAAAAUAGAUUUUAUUUAUUAAGGCUUUUUUUUUUAAGCCUAUGAAAGAAAGAAGAGAAAUUAGUGAGAAAUUUUAUGAUGCAGCACAGUCCAGUGUACUCCCCUGUAGCUCAUCAUUCAGAUGCAUCACGACCGUCUCUUGGAUUUCCAUUGGGUACAGGUUUGUUGUUGAUCGUCAUAUUUAGCUUAAGUGGGAUUUUCUCGUGUUGUUACCAUUGGGAUAAGUUUCGUUCUCUUCGUCAAUCUUAUUCUGAUGAUCUUGAUCUUGAAGCUGCUAAUCAUCAUUCUGACUUUUCUAAACCCAAGCCUAAUAAUUACUUGAAACAAGAAGAAAUGGCAAGUUUGCCGGUAAUAAUGCCAGGACAACAAAUGCCAAGGUUCAUAGCCAUACCAUGUCCAUGUGAACCACCUCGGCCCGAGAAGCACGACCCGAUUCUCAGCCCUCAGAAGCCACCCAAGCUGCCGCGUUUGCCCGUUCCUCUCAAUUAAUUGUGAAAUUCCGCAAAAUAGUGCAUUUUUUCGGGCUAAAUUAAUUUUCUACAUGCACAAAAUUGAUAAAUUGGGUUAGAAAUUACUCCUUAUUGUAUCAAUUAGUGAUAGUUGUGUUGUACAUACUAAUUAAGUUAGAGAUUAUUAUUACUUCAAUUUUUGAUGUACUUAUUCUACAAAUUAUUUCAUCCAAUUCCCUUAAUUUAUUAAGGCUUGUUUAUUA
Amaranthus tricolor (Joseph's coat) is the source of this 824-nucleotide messenger RNA. RefSeq lists its product as uncharacterized. The transcript has 2 exons. Bases 188 to 601 code for a protein of 137 amino acids. The record is from RefSeq and is a predicted model, not a curated record. Lineage: Eukaryota; Viridiplantae; Streptophyta; Magnoliopsida; Caryophyllales; Amaranthaceae.